AUGUUCAGACUAUUUGAAUUGUCCUUUUUACUGUUGGCAUUCUUGGUUAUUACAUCCACUGCUAUAAGCAUACCAUAUUCGCGCGACCCUGGAAAUAAAGAAAACAUCACCGCAACAUUAGAAAAUGGUUCUAUUUUCUGUUCAUUUCUUCCACCAAACUAUGGUGGUGACGUCAGUGGCAGUGAAGGUGAUGCCAUCACGUUUUGCAAUAAGCCUAGUCCAAAUGCACCUGGUGCCAGAAUCUUUCCCGACGGAUUCAUAAAAUCAUAUCACUUCGCCACUGGAGAUGGUUAUAUUCAGGUCACUGGCACUAUUCACAGAGACGCAUAUGGUUUAAAAGCAAGUGAUAAGGGUGGUCAGUACGAUAGUGUAGGUGCUCCUCCUGGCGCAAUCUGUGCUAAUUAUGAUAAAUUUGUGAACUUAGUCGAGCCUGAUAUUGAAUUAUUCUGUAUUCGUUGUUGUACUGACACUUCAAAGUGCGAUACCGGUCAUAGCGAAAAUGGAUGUGAAUCUAUUAUUCCUGGUGAUUACAGUUAA
This is a messenger RNA of Acaulospora colombiana, 537 nucleotides long. NCBI's taxonomy places the organism in Eukaryota, Fungi, Glomeromycota, Glomeromycetes, Diversisporales, Acaulosporaceae. The record is from the annotation of a GenBank genome assembly.